Thlaspi arvense is the source of this 2284-nucleotide messenger RNA. The record is from the annotation of a GenBank genome assembly. Lineage: Eukaryota; Viridiplantae; Streptophyta; Magnoliopsida; Brassicales; Brassicaceae.
AUGGGUGUUGGAUUAAUGGAGUUUUUAUCGAUACAACUAGCCACGGAGCAUCCUCAGGUGAUACCUAUCUCGGUGUUCAUCGCUAUCCUCUGCCUCUGUUUAGUCAUUGGCCACUUGCUUGAAGAGAAUCGAUGGGUCAAUGAAUCCAUUACCGCCAUAGUAGUUGUAAGCUUCCUUCAAGUUUUGGGUUUCUGUUUGAAUCUACAUCGCCAAUUCCAGGUCAAGAAAAAGAAGUUCUUUCACAACUUUUUAACCAUCAUGUCCUUUGGUGUGAUUGGUGUUUUCAUCUCUACUGUCAUUAUUUCGUUUGGCACUUGGUGGAUUUUUCCAAAGUUGGGAUUUAAGGGACUGAGUGCUCGAGACUAUCUUGCCAUCGGAACGAUUUUCUCGUCAACUGAUACUGUUUGCACUCUACAGAUUCUCCAUCAAGAUGAAACUCCAUUGCUAUACAGCUUAGUCUUUGGAGAAGGAGUAGUGAAUGAUGCAACCUCGGUUGUACUGUUCAACGCAGUGCAAAAGAUUCACUUCGAAAGCCUCAACGGCUGGACGGCUCUGCGUGUGUUCGGAAACUUUUUGUACCUCUUCUGCACUAGCACACUCCUCGGAAUUGCUGUGGGGCUAGUAACGGCUUUCUCCCUUAAAACCUUUUAUUUUGGAAGACACUCAACUACACGCGAACUCGCGAUCAUGGUUCUAAUGGCAUACCUUUCAUAUAUGUUGGCUGAGCUCUUCUCAUUAAGUGGGAUUCUCACUGUUUUCUUCUGUGGCGUUUUAAUGUCGCAUUAUGCAUCGUAUAACGUGACAGAGAGUUCAAGAAUCACUUCAAGGCAUUGUCUCAGACAAUUAUUCGUUUUCUCUCUCAGGCAUGUGUUUGCGAUGUUGUCCUUUAUUGCGGAGACAUUCAUAUUUCUAUAUGUUGGAACAGAUGCUCUUGACCUUACAAAGUGGAAGACAAGCAGCUUAAGCGUUGGUGGUACUUUGGGUGUCUCAACUGUCAUAACCGCAUUAGUAUUGCUUGGACGAGCAGCGUUUGUGUUUCCACUCUCUGUCUUAACCAAUUUCAUGAAUAGAAACACUGAAAGAAGCGAGACUAUCACAUUCAAGCACCAGGUGAUUAUUUGGUGGGCGGGGCUUAUGAGAGGUGCUGUCUCAAUUGCUCUGGCUUUCAAGCAGUUUACAUACUCGGGUGUUACAUUGGAUCCUGUGAAUGCUGCAAUGGUCACCAACACCACUAUCGUUGUACUCUUUACUACACUGGUCUUUGGUUUCCUCACGAAGCCACUAGUGAACUAUCUGCUUCCUCCUCAUGAUGAUGCAAAUCACAACACCGGAGAUAAAGGUAAACACUCUGCGCCAGGUUCUCCGAAGGAAGAUGCGACGCUUCCUCUUCUUUCCUUUGACGAGUCUGCUUCCACCAACCUCAACAUAGCUAAAGAUAGUAUCUCCCUUCUGAUGGAACAACCUGUUUACACUAUCCACCGCUACUGGAGAAAGUUUGACGAUACAUACAUGAGGCCUAUCUUCGGUGGACCUCGCCGAGAAAAUCAACCGGAAUGCUAGUUUAUGAUUUAUAGGUUCUCCGCAGUGAAGGCAUGAUGAGUUAUUGAGUUAGUUUUUUUUGGGAUAGUCGAUGUAGUGAAAAACCAAGUAUUUUGAUCGUUUUCUUUAAAUGUAUAGAACAUGGUUCUUUCUAUACACACAAGGUGAUCAACGAUCAUUGCAAGAUUGUGAUUUAUUUAAAAUCAGAAGAUAUAUUGUAUAAUUCAGACACUCAAAUCGAGCAAAGUCUGUUGUAUAUAUAGAGCGGUUUGUCUCAAGCGAUGAGCAAAAUAAAACGUAAGACUCUGUUUCUUUUACUUAACAUCCAAGUCUUACUAAGCUUGUGUUUUUUUUUUUAAUAUAUCUAUGGUACUUUGAUUUUACCUAGGCAAGCAGGAGGGAUUGUUGUAACGCCACACUUUGUCAGAAGGGCCUCGAGUUUAGAUGGGUUAGUCGUCGCUAAAACGGGGAGAUACGACUUGAAGCUGCAGAUGCAUUCGAGAUUAGCAACUUGGAGGACUCUGCAGCAUUUGUUACCUGGAGGCGGUGGGUUGUUUCCGGUGACGGCUGGACGACAUUUCUCUAAGCUGGUUGUGUCGAUGUUACAUACGGGAACCGUACGUUCUUCCAUCAACACCAGGGCGGCUAAAACCAUUGCAAGAGCUGCUCUUUUCACAAGGGUUCUUGUAUUGUUCUUAUCCAUUCUCUCUUUGAUCUUCCUCUCUCUUGACUCUAAAGUUCUCAC